UCCAUAUCUAGUUUCUUGUGGCAGGGGCUUACAUACAAGGCAUUAGGCAAGCACAGAACCGCUGUGGCUGUGGGAUUACAUUCUCUAUAAAAGCUUUGGAACCACAUCUGCAUAUCACACUGUCUCAAGUCACAAAUUCUUCAUCUCGUUUGCCCAAAAAAGAACAAAGCCAAGUGGCAGUGAUCUUUUGGGUGAGCGGAGACCUUUCAGGCGUUGUGAUCAUGGCUUAUGAAGAUCGCCGACGUUCCAUCUUUGAGCAGAGCUACCGUUGUUACCCUGUUUCAUUCAUUGAAAAGCCUCAUGUGGAAAAGGGUGACAAAAUUAUAAUGCCCCCUUCAGCUCUUGAUCGCCUCGCAAACUUACGGAUUGACUACCCCAUGUUGUUUGAGCUCAACAAUCCUAUUGCCAGACGAGUCACUCAUUGCGGGGUCCUGGAAUUUGUUGCUGAUGAGGGCCUCAUAUAUUUACCAUACUGGAUGAUGGAGAACAUGCUUUUACAAGAGGGAGACAAAGUUCAAUUGAAAAGUACAAGCCUCGCCAAAGGAACAUAUGUGAAGUUGCAGCCUCACACCAAGGACUUCUUAGAUAUCUCUAAUCCCAAAGCCAUCUUGGAGACCACAUUGAGGAGCUACUCUUGUUUAACCACUGGUGACACUAUCAUGGUUCCUUACAACAAUAAGAAGUAUUACAUUAAUGUAGUUGAGACAAAACCAUCCAAUGCAGUAAGCAUAGUUGAAACUGACUGUGAGGUUGAUUUUGCCACACCUCUUGACUACAAGGAGCCUGAAAAACCAGCACCAUCAUCAACUUUGUCCAACAAGAAACCACGAGAAGUUGAAGAAGAACCCCCUCUAAAGAUAGCAAAAUUCAGCCCAUUUUCGGGUUCAUCAAGACGCCUGGAUGGAAAAUCCUCAAUGCAAUCGGUUCCAUUGGCUUCCUCUUCUGCGGUCAACAAGCAACAAGUAGAGGCUAAAAACGGAACCAUGGUUUCAGAGUCGCCAAGUUUACGUCAACAUUCUGGAAAGCUUGUCUUUGGUUCUAGUACCAACAACCAGUGCCAGAAAGAGACCCCAAAGGUUGCCACAAAGAACAACAGUCAAGAGGCUCCUCAGAAGGCGGAAGAGCCAAAAUUUCAAGCCUUUACUGGGAAGAAGUAUUCAUUGAAAGGCUGAUCAUAGUUAUGCAUUAAUUUCCCAUUAGUCCCCUUUACUAAGAUUAAAAGAUUCCAAGACUUUUCGUCAAAUUACUUUGUCCACUGCAUACUUUAUUAUCACAUUAUAGUUCAAAUUUAAGAUGAUGUGGUACAAAAACACAAUAGAUGGACAGAGAAUUAAAUAUCCCAAGUUGAUGAAAAUUUUGAAUUUUCACUUUAAAGUCCUUUUUGCCAU
This is a messenger RNA of Morus notabilis, 1388 nucleotides long. Its product is annotated as ubiquitin fusion degradation protein 1 homolog. Gene Ontology annotation, cellular component: VCP-NPL4-UFD1 AAA ATPase complex. NCBI's taxonomy places the organism in Eukaryota, Viridiplantae, Streptophyta, Magnoliopsida, Rosales, Moraceae. The record is from RefSeq and is a predicted model, not a curated record. Bases 222 to 1172 code for a protein of 316 amino acids. Gene Ontology annotation, molecular function: polyubiquitin modification-dependent protein binding. The transcript is spliced from 10 exons.